AUGCGGGCACGGUCGCUAUCCGAAGGGUCGCACUUUUUCUUGCAAAAGUGUGCGGCUUCCGGCAACACAGACGCCUGCUACAUUCUCGGCAUGAUUAAGUUCUACUGCCUUGGGGAUCAUCAGCACGGAGCCACGCUAUUGGCGAAGGCGGCUCUCGCGGCGCACCCGCACGCGCUGCACUCGCUCGCGAUCAUCCACUUCAACGGCAGCGGCGGCACGCGCCACGACCGCGACCUGGUGGCGGGGGUUCUGCUCUGCGCGCGCGCCGCGGCCGCGGGACACGUGGAGGCGCUGCGGGAGCUGGGGCACUGCCUGCAGGACGGGUACGGCGUGCAGCGGGACGUUCACGAGGGCCGCCGGAUGCUGCAGGAGGCGAACGUUCGCGAGGCGGCGCGCGCGCUUGCCUGCUCCGUGGCGGUGCCUCGGUGUGUUGCUCCGCUAGUAGUAGCCCCGCGGGGCGCUGCGUCGCAAUGCGGGACGAGCGGGACGUCUAAUUGCAGUGACGUGCAAGAUUCUCCUGCCGCUCUUCCAGUGGCUUCAGCUGGCGCUGGCUCUUUCGGUUCAAAUGAAAACUGUGCAGUGGGUGCGAAAGAGGGUAGCAUGAAGGGCGAGGUGCACGUUCCGAGACCUCAUGUGCUGAUGCGUGCUGCUGCAAUUCCAAGCACGUUUGCACGCCAGCACGCGUGUAGCACGGGUUCCUGGAGCCAAGGUCGGAGCAGUGAUGCACCUGGCGUGUCUGGCGCAUCGCUCCAAGGGGAGGUCGUACCCCACCGUGCCUCCUCGGGUUCGAGAGUCGACUUGAGCGUGCUGCAGAACCUCCAAAGCGGCGAGAACGUGGCGAGAGAAAGCGUAACGCACGCACUCGAGGCAGGGGGGAGGGAGAGAUCCGAGGGUGAUGGGCAGUUUCCUCUGCAGCAGUCUGGGUUGCAGCAGCCGCAGAAUCACCAGUUAGAUCGCCAGUCCCAGCAAGCACAUCUGUCUAGCAUCCAGCACUCCGAAGCACAAGUACUUGGACGUGUUACCCAAGCCCCUGUUGGUGCAGAUGCGAGUGAAGCUUUGCCCCACGCAGAGAGGCCUCCUGUGGCGAUGUGCACGGGGUCCAGUGGGCCCCACCGCUGCUGCUGCCUGCCACAUGUCACCCUGCCGCCCUCCUGGUGGCAUGUCGCCGUGCAUAAAUUCCUGGUGGACUGGCAUGCGCUCGUGCCGCUCCCUGAGGGAUUCAGAGUGUGCUGCAACGAGCUGUGCGGGAGAUCGGAGACGAGGAAACAGGAGUUCCGGUGCUGCUCCGCGUGUGGGGAGGCUAAGUAUUGCAGCCGUGUGUGCCAGGCAGUGGACUGGAAGGCCCGGCAUAAGGUGGUGUGUCCGCUUAUUGCUGCUAGGGUGCAGCAGGAGCAGGAAGUAGCUGCACGCGUGGAUUUGCUCAGACAGGAAGCGCAGGGCCAGCAGCAAGAGGCUCAGCAUCAGCCUCAGCAACAUGAUUUUCAGGUGCAAUCGGAGCAACAGCAGGAAGCGGAUCAACAUCAGCGGCAGCAGCGGCAGCAGCAGCAGCAGCAGCAGCAGCAGCAGCAGCAGCAGGUGCUGCAGCAAGUGAAUAGUGUCCAUGGUGAUCAGCAGGAAGUACAUUAG
Molecule: messenger RNA, 1626 nt
Organism: Closterium sp. Naga37s-1
Lineage: Eukaryota; Viridiplantae; Streptophyta; Zygnematophyceae; Desmidiales; Closteriaceae
Source: the annotation of a GenBank genome assembly